CAAUCUCUAACUCAUCGAUCUCAAGACAGCAACAAACAAAAAAAGUCAACGUACCAACUAUUAUUGUCUAAAUCUUUAAAACAUAAAUGGAAGGAAGCUUUGAAGGCAUGCUAAUGAAAGUGAGCAUUUUUGCUCUGAUUCAAGGGCUUGUGUAUCUCAUUCUCUCUAAAUCAUCGAGUGUUUUCUCUACGUCAAAGACGAUGAAGAGAGCUUACAGUUUCCGGUCAGCGAGAUCCAUCAGCAUCCGUAGGAUUCUGGCUGUUCUUCAAGACAUGCCUGCAGGCGGCGAGAUGUCUCCUUCUGCCAUGGGGCCUUCUCUUGCUUCUCCUUCAUCAUCACCAUCACCAUCGGACAUCUAAAUAUAUGAUUCAAUUGGUUUAGUGAAGCUAGUUUUUGCUUGUUAGAUAAUAUUCAAAUUCCUUUAUGUGUAAUUUCAUCGCCAAAUUGGUUAGUGAACUUACAUACUCUAUGAGUCUAUGUACUAUUUAGUUAUCUCUUUAUAAAUUCUUUUUGUUCAU
This is a messenger RNA of Arabidopsis arenosa, 518 nucleotides long. The record is from the annotation of a GenBank genome assembly. NCBI's taxonomy places the organism in Eukaryota, Viridiplantae, Streptophyta, Magnoliopsida, Brassicales, Brassicaceae.